This is a messenger RNA of Petromyzon marinus (sea lamprey), 4233 nucleotides long. NCBI's taxonomy places the organism in Eukaryota, Metazoa, Chordata, Hyperoartia, Petromyzontiformes, Petromyzontidae. The record is from RefSeq and is a predicted model, not a curated record.
CAUCUCCCCUCGUCUCUGUGAGCAACAUCAUCACAAUCAUCACAAUCUCCCCUCGUCUCUGUGAGCAACAUCAUCACCAUCAUCACAUCUCCCCUCGUCUCUGUGAGCAACAUCAUCAUCACAUCUCCCUGGUCGCAGCGCGCCUCGUCAUCACACCCCGCGGCGCAAGAGCUCGGGAUCAGCCCCUCUGCUGCUGCUGCACGAUGGACAGUGACGCCAACGACUUGAAGGCGCCAGGGCACGUGUCUACACAGGAUGACGACCGAGAGGAACAGGACAGCAAUUGCAACUACAACUACGUGCCCUCGUCACAGUGCGACGCCAACUCAAACAACCAGAACAUCUAUGUGGGCCUCGCAAACUACCAUAAUGUGAAGGCGAACAUCAACAAAGAGAAACACAUGGCUCAGUACUCUAAAAUUUCAAGCGAGAAUGUGUCACGUGGUCAGAGCACUCAGAAUGUCGGCAAGAUUUUGGACCUAACCAAUGCGCGUUGCUUUGUGCCGGACAAUGGCUUUGGAGAUAUUGAUAAUAGUGAUGAUGAUGACGAUGCAAAUGAUAACAUUAAGCGGGGCACCACCCUGCGAGGAAUUGGCCCACAACUCAAAUCACUUCGUGGAUGCCAGACAGCCUUUGCCGAGGUUUUGAACAGUGAAUUAAAUCACUCCUUUGAUGCGAAAUUAAAGGAAACGAACAAAUACGACGUCGACAAAAUGAAACACAUCCCGAAAGGACAUUCACAAGCUUCCUCCUGUAAACUUCAACCCGGUGGGAACACGUUAAUUCUUGAUUCCGUGGAGUCUCGUGGCUCGUUGGAAAUUCCAAGAAGCAAAGAGAAGAACUCCGUUACCAGGGAUUUCCUAAAGGAUUCAAAGAAAGUGAACGUGGAUUCAGAGAAUGAAGAGGGAAGAAAUGAAAUGGACAAGGAAACAAGUACACAGGCCUCAAUAUGUUUGGAUUCUAAGGACUUGUACACAACACGUGGGGAAGAUUCUCAAACCUGUUUUGAAAAUACAGAUUCCAAAACUGAUUGCAAAAAUUUGCAUGGACAGGAUCCAAGCUCUGAGUUUGUUGGGGCGAGUGAAGGGAAAUAUUCUACAUACAAUGACGGGCAAUCUGAACACAGUUCACAAGACCUCAACUCUGUGAACAUUAAAGAACAUGAACAUAAUGAUUCAGCGGAUAAUGAUAAAAACCUCACGAAGUUAAACGAUGUAAACUCUUUAAAAAAUGUGUUCCAUUGCAAAAACGACAUUUCAAACGCCAAAGCUGAGAGUUGCGCGUAUGUCGAACGUCCGCAUGACAAUUUCGGUCAAAUUUCAGACAGAAAAUCUGAGGAUCCCCGGCGCUCCCCACCACCGCCACCACCACCACCACCACGUACCGGCGGCUUCCCCCAUACCGCGGCGUCGCGAGACGGCGGAGAAGGCGGCGAUCGCUCCCGCGUGUUCCCCUCGCGGUCGCGUUCCGGCGCCCGCGCCACCGCCCGGGAGAGUUCCGCACCGUGCCGUGACCCCGAGGCGCUGAGGCGGGCCCGCGACGCCUGCGCGGAGCACAGGCAGCUGAGGGAGGAGAGCAGAGCCCGCAUGCGGGCCCACCUCAUCAUGUACCGCCGCCUCAUGCUGCUGCGCCUUAUCCGCGCGCUGCGCCUCAAGACGCUCGAGCAGCAGAGCCGGCUCCAGUGCUGCUACGACGUGAUCCUCGACACGCGCAAGGAAGUCCUCAAAACGGGCGUCAUUGACCAGUGUCAAACCUCUGUGUGACGUUGUUGCCCGUGCGGGCCCAGAAGCAAUUAUCUCUCGCCUACUGUUAAGGGGAAAAAAAAUGGCUUUGUGCUGUAAUGUUGUGUUGUUGACAGAUUUUAAUCGUAACAUCAGCGUUAUCAAUGUUCCCACUAACUUUUCCCGAAUGCGACGUUGAGCUCGUGUCCGUAAUGCAGUCUCUUGCUGUGACCCCCCCUCCCCCUCUGUGCAGUAGAAGAUGGCUUACUCAUUCACACUCUCUACAAGGCUGAAAGGUCAUCCUCCCCCCCAAGCGGGACACACAAACAACACAUAUUGCAGCUCAAAAAAUCAUCAUGUCCUCGCUUCAGUCUGCACUCCAAGAUCACCUACGCGUAUUCAUGGGACGAGACCGAAAAUGACACGUGGUGCAUGUGACAAUCACUUGAGCUGUAUCCCUCUUAAACUAAACAAGAGAGUGACGGAAAAAAUCACAAGUGUGUAUUUUUAGAUAAUCUCAUCAAGCUCGCUAUAGCGUGUCCUCCAGGCUGACGAGCAGACUGUAGUAGCCUACUUCUAUUGUGAUCAUAGAGCACGGUGUAUAGACCAAUAAUCCUGUCUUUGUUACAUUAGCCACAAUUGUGUCCAAGUAUUAGUGUCGUUAUUUUAAAUAUAGCAAAUAUGUGCACAAUCUGCUAAGUGGCUAUAUUUAAGUCGAUGUUUGUGGCAUGCUAGUUAAAGAGAAAAGGAAACAUUUACCAAUACAUUAUAUGGAUUAUUUCCUGCUGUACUAAACCGACGAAAAACACGGGAGAAUGUGGACUGGAUUUGAAUGGUGCAGUGAACAAAAAAUACAGCCCGUCCUCCUAUAACGAGGUAGUUGCGUUCUUGAAGAACACUGCGUUAUGGAAAAAUCACGUUAUAAUAAAUAAUGUAGGGUAAAGCACAGUCCGCAAUAACACGUGAAAUGCGUACGCAGGCUGAACAAAGACUGAGGAGCGUGCGUAGCAUCUAGAAGCAUCCAGCAGCAUCCCAAUGUCUCGUGUGAUGCUACGCCGACGCCGCCGUACAACCGCUCAUUCCUACUCGCGCGAUGUUAUUCCGUUCACUGAAUUGGCAUCUGAGUUGUACAAAAAUGUGUUCCCCCAUAAGUUAAUCGCGUUAUAUUCAAGUUCGCGUUAUGAACACCACACGCCGUUGUAGAACGGACUGCAAUGAUAAUGAAUUUCAUAGGCAGGUGACACGGACCAGCGGCAACGCGAUCGUUACUUUGUUGCAGAGGUUCGGGGUUGAAAUCCUGCGGCCGACCUGGUUAUCACUGCAGGGUGUAAUAACCAUAACAAUUCCAACCUGCCCUCUGCCUCACAGAGGACGUUCAAGAUCCCCUGAUGUAAUUCCCAAGAGUAGGCCAUCGUGUGCCAGAGUCAGGGUCCACAUUUUCCAAAUUCGAUUACACCGCAAAUUACUCCGUUGAGAUUGAGCAGAUCGAUCAAUUUGGCCACCGAUCGAACAAAGACGUUCACGGCAUCGCGCGCUUUCAUGAUGUGCUUCUGCGGCCGUCUGGAACGCUCUUCUUUCCUCUAUAAGGAGCGAUCCGCUUUUAAAUAUAGAUUGAAAACUCGUUUCUUUAGGACUGCUUUUUGUGUUUAGUUUGUUGUCAUCUCCCCCCCCCCCAACACCUCCGAUUAGCACGGUUGGCUACGUAUGGUGUGAAAGAAAUUCAACAUACAUCGCAGCAAAAUCAUCACCACCUACUGGCAGAUUAAUGCCCCGGGUCACUCUUGCAAAUGAGACUAUCCUCUGGUCUCUUGAGGACUCCCCUGAUUAAACAAAAUACAAUGAAACGAAACUUAAUGUUAAAAAAAACUAAAUUUUUCCCAACGUUGGCCCAUCGUCCCCGCCGUACCUAUGAUGCACGGGCUGGCGUGAUACGUUUGCCAUGUGCAUGAUUCGGCAUUGGAGAAAUGAGGGCCUGAGUUUAUAAGCAAUGUUUUAUGCAAUUGCUGAAUUCAUACGUGGCAUAAGGACUCAAAAGUCCAAAAUGUAAAAUCUUGGGAUCCCUCAGCAAAUUGAGGGGCAAAUGUCUCGCCUGGUUUUGAGUCUCAGCCCACGCGGAUUUAAGUUUGGAGGUUUUUGCAAGGGCAUGAGAUUCAAACUUGACAUCAGAAUUUGAAGCUUCAAAAAAAACCGAUAACUUUUCGAUUUUUUUGGGCCCUCAUAUUUCUGAGGCUAAUCAUUGUUAACGAUUUUUUUGUUUCGUUAAUCCAGUCCCACGAGGGGAUUCGUUGUAUCUUGGGUGUGUUUCGCAACGGUGUUGACAUUAAAUACAUUUUAUCCCUCAUGAUUUAUCAUCGGACACCGUCGUCACCAGAGCAGCAGCACUCAGAUCUCGUGAACGCGGUCUCAGUCGUCAUUCUUAUUCAUCAAACACAAUAAACGUGAACAUUUUUGAUUUAAAGCUAAGAAUACAAUAAACGUGAUCAACGGGGGGAGUUUUCCCUCACAAUUGUAA